AUGGCCCGGGUGCUCAAGAUGGACGAGCUGAUCGAGUCCGAGCUGAUGCACGACUUCGAGACCAGCCUCUCGGAUAUCGGGCAGGAGCCGGGUGCCGGCGCCUACAGCAUGAGCGAUGUCUUGGCAUUGCCCAUUUUCCAGCCGGAUGACUGCAGCCUUCCCUUGGAGGGGGAAACUGAACAGCCACCUUUUCGGUAUGUGAUGUGUGCUGCAACAUCGCCAGCAGUAAAGCUGCAUGAUGAAACUCUCACUUACUUGAACCAAGGUCAGUCCUAUGAAAUUCGGUUGCUGGAUAAUCGGAAAGUGGGAGAUAUGACUGAGAUUAGUGGGAAAUUUGUCAGGAGCAUCAUAAGGGUUGUGUUCCAUGACAGACGGCUACAGUAUACACAGCAUCAGCAACUUGAAGGCUGGAAGUGGAAUCGCCCAGGAGACAGACUUCUCGAUUUAGAUAUUCCACUGUCUGUGGGAAUAAUUGACACAAGGACAAAUCCAAGCCAGUUGCAUGCAGUUGAAUUUCUGUGGGACCCUGCAAAACGCACGUCUGCUUUCAUUAAGGUACACUGCAUCAGCACAGAAUUUACUCCACGGAAGCACGGAGGUGAAAAGGGAGUGCCUUUUAGGAUCCAGGUGGACACCUUUAAGCAGAAUGAAAACGGGGAAUAUACAGAUCAUCUGCACUCGGCUAGCUGCCAAAUCAAAGUUUUUAAGCCUAAAGGUGCAGACAGGAAACAAAAAAAUGACCGGGAGAAGAUGGAGAAGAGAACACCUCACGAAAAAGAAAAGUAUCAGCCAUCUUAUGAUACCACAAUCCUCACAGAGAUGAGGCUUGAGCCUGUCCUUGAAGAUGUACUUGAACAUAAGCAGAAAAACUCCAGCAAGAGGACUUUGCCAGCAGACUACGGUGAUUCUCUGCCAAAGCGAAGCACUUGUUCUCCAUGGCCCAGCACCCCCACGGCCUAUGUGAACAACAGCCCUUCUCCAGCGCCCACUUUCACCUCCCCAUGGCAGAGCACUUGCAGUGUCCCAGACAGCAUUUCUUCUUCGCCAAAUCAUCAGGGGUAUGGUGUUUCACAGGCCUCUGGUGAACAGAUUCAACCUUCAGCUACGACCCAGGAAACACAGCAAUGGCUGAUCAAAAACAGAUUCUCUUCCUACGCAAGACUGUUUUCUGAUUUUUCAGGUGCCGACUUAUUAAAACUGACCAAGGAGGAUUUAGUUCAAAUUUGUGGAGCAGCCGAUGGAAUUCGGCUCUAUAAUUCACUGAGGUCAACGUUGGAUAGGCCUCGUUUAACCAUCUAUGUCUGCCAGGAGCAGCCAAAGAGCACACCAUCCCAAGGACAGCAGCAAGCUGCAGGCAGCGGAGGCGAGAGCAGCCUUGGGAUACCGUACAUUUAUCAUGCAAUCUACUUGGAAGAAAUGGUUGCCUCAGAAGUUGCCCGAAAACUUGCAUUGGUGUUUAAUAUUCCUUUCCAUAAAAUUAACCAGGUUUACAGACAAGGUCCUACUGGUAUUCACAUUCUUGUUAGUGAUCAGAUGGUUCAGAACUUUCAAAACGAGAGUUGUUUUUUAUUCUCCACAUUAAAAGCUGAAAACGGUGAUGGUAUCCACCUGUGUUUGAAGUGAUGUCUUAUGUGGACUGAACUACAUUCAGUACCAAAUAAAGUCACGCUUAAAAGUGUGUGAAGACUGAAUCUAAGAAGUCUUGGGAUGGAAUUUUGCUGUAUGAAAUGUUUCAUAUAGAAAACUCAAGAUGACCCUUCUGGGUCGGCUUUAGCUCAAGCGGUUACUUCCUCAAGCCAGACUUCAUUCUGUCAAGAUGACCCUUCUAAUGAGCUGUGUGAGCGGUGAAUUUCCUCGCUGUCUUGCCAUAGCCGGGCAUCCUCGUGAGAGUGAGCACGUUGGGACAGCGUGCAUCCAGCUCUGGAGGUACAGCUGCCUGCUUCUCUGGCAGAGGCCAGUAGAUAGAGUUCUUAGAAGCAGACUUUGUUGUCUUUUACACUGUAUGCAGUUUGGAAAUGAAUGUAAAAACUUACUGUGGGCAUUUACCUGUCUGUGCCAGUUUGGCUUUUAUUGCCUGAACCAUAUGCUGACCUGGGGAGGGGAGGGCACAGUGCUGUUGUGGAGCCAGCAUGGACUAUGUGUGAAGGGAUGCGUCAUGCUGCCGUGGACAUUGGUGGUCAGGUGAGAGGCUUGGCACUUCUUGGAAGAAAUCGUGUCUAAGGAUGUACGUCUGAUGUGAUCAUGCCAGACUGGGGAAGAUCCAAGCCAAGAAGAUGGGCUUGAAGCAAACUGCAUUAUCCAGGAGUACCUUGGUGAGAGGAUCGGUGUAAAUCCUAAUAGAUUCAAAGACUUUUAUGUUUUUGCUUUGUCACAGAUUUAUUGAAAAACUUUUGCUUCUUCCAUUUUUAGGAUUUUAGUUUCUGGUUUUUAUUUUUUGAAACCUCUUUUUUAAACUCAUGUGGUUUUCCUUCCCAUUUUCCUCCCUCCCUCCAUCUCUGACCACCCCCCAUGCCAUCCUGUUCUUUAACAUUUUUAAAGCCCUACCCCAGACACUGGAAAUAGGUGACCUAAGUGGAGGGAAAAAUUGUUAAUAGCUUCUGACUUUGUGUUAAGGUGUCUUUGUUAUGAACAAGAUAAAAUUAUUCAUGGAAACACUAGAUGUCAUAAAUUAGACACUAAAAUGUACUUCAAUAUUCUCUUACGUCUCUCCUUGAAUGUUGAGCUUUAGUACAAUCAUGGGUAAACAUUCUGGUGAUUACUUAGGGGCUUUUUAUACAACACAUAAUAGCUUUUUUUUCCAUAAAAAGGGUGCCUCUUUUAAAAAACCAAAUGCUUGUCUGCUAGCAUACUUUUCAAAAGGGAUCCACUGUUUUCUUUUUUUUUUUUUUCUUAUUUUUUAUCUACUGUUAUCUCCUCCUCAAACCCAAAGCCUUGCCAAAAUUCAUGAGCAAGCAUUUUUGAGGCCUAUGGUGUAGCAAGCCAAAAUUUCUUUCUAAAACUUCUGUUCCAUUUUAAUUACAGCAUCUCUCAGUCCAUUUACCCAGGUGUUUUGGCUUUGAAUGUACUAUUUAAUCCUCAUCUUUGUUCAGGUGGAAAUAUGAAUGAGUAAUUUUGAGUUUGAAAUCUCUCCCAGAAGACAGACUACUGGUUAAAAGCUUUGAUAUUUUGUUUACUCAUAAAGGGGGUUAAUUAUUCGCUAUAAAGAAACCCUGUCUCAAUAUUUUCAUCUUGGGUUUAAAAACAUCUGUAACUCCUAUAGACCCUGUAGGAGGAGAGCGUUCUUUUCUGUCCUUUUUCUCUUUGCUUUUGUAUGACCACAUAUUUUCUAGACCAGUCACUUGGGAAAGAAGUAAGCUUAUCUCUUAAUUGUUUAAGUUUUGCUUGUCUAUUUAGCAUUGCUUGUCUUUUUGGUUCUCAAGAUUUAUGGAACAAUAAAUGUCAUUUAAUGCUAUGUGCUAUUUUGAAUUCCUCAUCAGGUUUUAGAAGUGGGGUGAAAAUAGAAGCUCAUCAAACUUGAAAUUACGCUGAGCAGCAUUAAUUAGUCUGUCCCAAUGAAACAGGUUAAAUAAAUUAUGGCACUAACAAA
Molecule: messenger RNA, 3586 nt
Organism: Galeopterus variegatus (Sunda flying lemur)
Lineage: Eukaryota; Metazoa; Chordata; Mammalia; Dermoptera; Cynocephalidae
Product: upstream-binding protein 1-like
Exons: 1
Coding region: 1-1623 (540 amino acids)
Biological process (GO): regulation of transcription by RNA polymerase II
Cellular component (GO): nucleus
Molecular function (GO): DNA-binding transcription activator activity, RNA polymerase II-specific; RNA polymerase II cis-regulatory region sequence-specific DNA binding
Source: RefSeq, a predicted model, not a curated record